Messenger RNA from Effrenium voratum, 3747 nucleotides. Lineage: Eukaryota; Dinophyceae; Suessiales; Symbiodiniaceae. The record is from the annotation of a GenBank genome assembly.
AUGGAGGAGCGGGGCGUGCGCCGCUUCAAUGGCGAAGAAGAUGAUCCUGGCAAGCAGCUCAAGCGAUGGAAGGCUUGGGCACAGGCCAAGAUGAUCACCAUGAAGGACCUCAGCCCCAAGCAGCAAGGACCCUGGCUUCUCACUCUGCUCGAAGGUAAAGCUUGGGACGCUGUGGAACACCUGGAACUGAAUGACCUCCACCAAGAAGGAGGUGCCGAGAUGCUCUGGCGACUGCUUUCCGAGCGCUUCCCUGAGAAGGAGCCCCACGAUCAGAUGGGCGAAGCCCUUGGAGAGGAAGUCUUCCAGAAAUGCUUCAGGAAGGCCCAGGUGAAGUUCCCCUCGGAAGCUCAAGGCUGGAUCAUGCUGCACUGCGCCGGACUCAAUGAGGAGCAGAAGGCGAUUGUGAAGGCAAAGACUCAAGGGAACUUGGAGAGUGAGAAGAUAGCAGCAGCUUUGCGGUCUUGCUUUCCGGCCUAUCGAGCAUCGUCCUCCAAAGCAAGAAGGCCAGUGUCUACGCUUGUUGUCGAGGAAGAUGGAAACUGCAUCGGCAAUCCGGAUCCUGAUGAGGACUUUCUCGACGUCGAGACUUUCCUUGCCGACCACCAACAGCACUCUGCAAUGGAGGAUGAGACCAUCCCCGAAGCUGAUGCUGCCGAGGCGCUAGCUGUCAGCUGGAAGGACCGCCGGUCAGAAAUCAAUAAGCUGCAGCAAUCCCGGAAGUUUGGGGCGGUCAAGGAUGUUCGCAGGUCCUUUCGCAUCGAGGUUGAGGAGCUGAAGUCCUCGGCCAGCAACCGGGAGCUACCCCCUUCUGCUGCAGCCGAUGUGCAUCUGGCUGAAACUGGAUCAGGCGGACCCGUGGCGGAGGAAGAGGAGGACGUGAUCUUCAUAGGGGCGGCCGAGAUCUUCAGCAUGGAUGCGGAGACCGAGGGAGGCCUGGUGUCAUCUCCGGGUUACGGCGUGAUAGACAGCGGCUGCGGUCGCACUCUGAUCGGUCGCUCCACGCUGGACAAGCUGCAGGUUCAGUUGACCAACCUUGGCCAGGACGAACCUCUGCAGUACCCCCACGAGAACGUUUUCCGGUUUGGGAAUGGCCAGACAGAGACUUCUCUCAUGUCUGUCCGGAUCCCUGUGGGCAUCUGCAAGAGAUUCGGGUACAUCGAUGCUGCGGUGAUCGAAGGUCGAGCUCCACUUCUGCUAGGACGUCCGUCCUUGGAGAAGUUGGAGGUUGGGUUGGACUUUGCCAAUCGCCGGAUGAACCUGCUCAAGCAAUCGGAGGCGGUACCCAUGGUGACCAACCAAGCUGGACAGCUUCUGGUGAGCAUUCUGGACUUCCCCAGUGCUGAGGCCUGCGCCAGAGCCAGGUGCGAAAUGAAGAGCCGCAGCCGGGUGGCUGUUGCUGAGCUGUUCUCACCGCCUCGUUUUGCAAAGGCAGCUAAGCAGAUCGGUCUCGACGGCCUGUCAUUUGAUAUCCAACAGGGCUGGGAUCUUUUGGACCCCUCCGUUCAAGAGGAAGUUGAUGCCAUGUUGGAUGAAGCUUGUAGAACGCAAUCAGGACAACUGUUGAGCGCCUUCACUGCCAGCUACACUCCCAAGUUUGUACGGUCCUUUCUACUGGCAAGUGUUCCCACAGCCCUGCAAGCUCGGGAGAUUGCCUUAGCGGACCUUGAUUUGGAGUGCCUUGCAGCUGAUGCUCCAGCAAGUGAUCAGGAAGAGCAGCAGGAUCACUCUCGCAUCGACGCUGCCCUCAAAAAGCUGCAUAGCAAUUUGGGGCACCCCUCUCAAAGGGAGUUGAUUCGGGUCCUCAAGCACAGCCGAGCAAGUGAUCAUGCAAUUGCUCGAGCGCAGCUGCUGCAGUGCGCCGUGUGUGCAAAUCAGCACCGCCCAGCUGCCGCCCUGCCUGCUAACGCAUCUCGUGUUACGGAGUUCAAUGCUAAGGUAGGCAUGGAUGUGAAGUACCUGCCAGGUAAGCAAUCGGAUCCUCGGGACACUCCUCUCAGCCGUCCUGACGAGGAGAAAUUCGAAGACUUCGCCGAAAUGAUGCAAGAUCUAGUGCCCAGUCAAUUGUCCCGUGCCCUCAUCCUUCAAAUCUUGGUAAGCAAGAAGUGGACCAUGUGCCUAGGGGAUAUCAAAGGUGCGCAUGUGGAUGAUACCAUCACUGGAGGAGAGGGUGCUGAGAUCGCCUCAUUGAAGCAACGCUUUCCCUAUCGCAAGUGGCGCAUUGGAAACGGUGAAUUCUGUGGGACCAUGUACACUCAGCUGUCGCCGGAAGAGAUGACCCAGUUCUACCAGACCCUGGGUACGCUCCGCAAUGAAGGCCUUCUCCCGGAGAUCUUGCAACUCAUCCAGGAGAGCUACAGUGGCAUGACAGCUGGCGGCAUGACCGAUGCCUCCAAACGGCUGAGUGAUGCUGCUGACGACACUUGGGAACAGGUGUCUGGCUCUUCGCUCGAUGGCGCUGCCUGCGCAGAGGUCUCCGAGAAGCAGUCCCUGAGCUAUCCCAACCGCAAGAUGGCCAAGACUCCUGGGACGACGUCCAGCGCUGACAAGGAUCACUUGUCACAGGCAGACCUUCCUCCUGGAGUCCAGACCUUCGAACAGUGGGGUCUGACCAUGUGUGAGCUUCCAAAAGUGGUUCACCGCAAGCUCAGCUACGCGGAGAUCUGGAAGCUGUACCAGGAUUCGGACCCGGAAAUGUUGACCUACGUGAAGUUCAUCCUGAGCCAUCGUGGCUCUUCCAUCAAGGUGCAAGAUUUGGCCCGCUAUCUGAGGGCCAUGAAGUCGGAGAAGCCCGCAGUGAUGUAUCCGAACAGCACCGAGGCUUGGGAAGCUGCGGGGGUCAUCAGGCGGAGGAUGAAGGCUGGAUCGGAGUGGUUGGAUGUCCCUGGCAACAAGCAGGAGGCCGAGGGUGCGGAGGGGGACCGGGUGAUGAGCACUAUGGCAUUGGCCCGCAAUGCGGACGCGGUUCUUGCAGUGGCUCAAAGGUAUGCCCCGAAGAAGGUGAAGGUGAAAACGUUGAUGCAGCCUAUCUACAAGCUCUACGAGAGCUUCAGCUGCAUCCCGAACAAGACGCAGUGCUACGUGGACGCAUGGCUGGUGCGGCGUUUGUACACAUACGACAAAUCGGUGCGGGCCAUUUUCAAGGUGCUUCACGACUUCAGCCGUGAGGGCUCCGAUUCGGAGGAGGAUGAUGAUUCGGACGAGGAGUCCAGCGAUUCCGAGGUGCCGAGCUAUGAGGACUGCGACAUGAUGAACUCCGCAGAUGCGGCGGCUGUGGAGAGCGAGGAGCAGAACGAGGAGAGCGAUCAGCUCGAGCGUCAGGCCAGGAAGGCCGCCAGGAAGGCCAAGCAGCAGAAGGACGACAAGCAGCAGAAGGACGACAAGCAGCAGAAGGACGACAAGCAGCAGAAGGAUGACACGGAGCAGAAGGACGAUGAGAAAUGCAAGCUUGAAGCCGAGCUGGCAGCGCUGCUGGCAGAGAUUGCGGCAGUGCGGGCAGAGAGGCCUGCGGAGGGAUCCCGAGUGAUUCGGAACCUGCGGAUCCUGGUGAUGGGGAACCUGCGGAUCCUGCACCUGUGCUUCGGGGCAACCCAGAUCAGGAUUCUCGCUCGGGUCUUCGGUCGCGAAAUCAUGAUCGAGGAGACACAGGUCUACCAGAUCGUGGAGAGGGAGACCAUGGAGACCCCCCAGCCGGUGGACAAGGGGUUUGUUGACGAGACGCCGGAGAAGGCAGGGUGCAUGGGCCAUUGA